This is a messenger RNA of Mastomys coucha (southern multimammate mouse), 1090 nucleotides long. RefSeq names its product neutrophilic granule protein-like. Gene Ontology annotation, molecular function: cysteine-type endopeptidase inhibitor activity. The record is from RefSeq and is a predicted model, not a curated record. The transcript is spliced from 4 exons. Bases 1 to 510 code for a protein of 169 amino acids. Gene Ontology annotation, biological process: defense response. Lineage: Eukaryota; Metazoa; Chordata; Mammalia; Rodentia; Muridae. Gene Ontology annotation, cellular component: extracellular region.
AUGGCAAGGCUGUGGAAGACCUUUGUAUUGGUGGUGGCCUUGGCUGUGGUUGCCUGUGAGGCCCUUCGCCAGCUAAGAUAUGAGGAUAUUGUUGAUAGAGCCAUAGAGGCGUACAACAGUGGGCAGCAAGGAGGACCCCUCUUCCGCCUGCUAAGUGCCACUCCACCUUCUAGCCAGAACCCCGCUACCAAUAUCCCACUCCAGUUCAGGAUUAAAGAGACGGUGUGCACUUCCACCCAGGGGAGACAGCCUAAAGACUGCGACUUCCUGGAUGAUGGGGAGGUGAGAAACUGCACAGGGAGAUUCUUCAGAAGGCGGCAGAUAACCUCCUUGACCUUGACCUGUGACAGGGAUUGCAAUCGAGAGGACAAGUCCGAAGAUGUCUCCGAAAAGGACAAGUUCGAAGAUGUCUCCGAAAAGGACAAGUUCGAAGGUCUGCCCCCUCACAUCAGGAACAUUUAUGAAGAUGCCAAGUAUGAUAUCAUCGGCAACAUCCUGAAUAAUUUCUAGGUUUGGAAAGAGGAGGGAGGCGCUGCAGCUAACUAAGACCUCCUCUUUACCUCCACUACCCAUCUCCCCCUGCUGCUUUCGGGACCUGCCCCUCCUUCCUGCACUUCCCAGAACAUCCAUACCUUUGUCCAUUUGCUUCCAUGUGCUGGGCUUUCCUGCCUUACCCUCUAUCGGAAACUCUUAUUGAUUCUUCAAGGCCCAAGCUCAAAAGUCCUCUCCAGCGGGAAGCCUCCCCAUUCUCCCAGAACCAAAGUCCUUCCCACAUCUGUUCACUAGUAAUCCUCAAACCACACUGGUAUUACGUUCUGUGUCCCCAGCCAGAUGACACUGUAUCUAUUCACAGCUGGGCCUCCUGGGCCAGUUGCAGGUGGCUGUAGAAUGAAUUUUUCAAUGAUGUGUUCCUGGCAUCCUGGGAGGAUAAAACCCUGUAGACCCCUGCUCUCUGCUUAGUCACUGGGACACCAAAUACCCCUUUACAUACCCAGACCCCUUAUCCGGGAGGUGGCAGGUGGGUGGGGUGUGGUCAGAUCACCUUGGGAGGCCUAUAUGAGAGGUUCAAUAAAAUGCUUCUGAGAUUAAA